UUUUAGAGUGAACGCUUGUGAAGAAAAAAUUCACGUCGUCUCAGCACACACUGCCUAUGAACGUGCGUGCAUCCGUGUAACCAGCGAUUUCCCGCCAAUUUUUUUGUUCGUCAUCUGCUGUCUGGAAAGAUAACUGCACACCAGCGCGAUGUAUUCAACAAGUGUGAAAACGUGCAUCCUUAUCAUCGCUGUCAUCCUGCUCUCACAGGAAUACCCCUCGAGUGCACAAUUACUAACGCAUCCGCCACAUCCGCCAACAACAGGGGCAAAUGGAACAGCAACUACUCAGCCUACUCUGGCUUUCCAAACAACAAAAAUUAAUAUGCCUGCAACACAGGGACCUACAGUACAGAAUGGUACAACACAGACACCUACCACACAGCUGGGACAGACAACAAAGGGUUUUGUAACACACACAAGAUCUGUGACUAAAGCUGUUACAACACCGGCAAGAACUACGGUGAAAUCAUCAACGCUGUUUCCGAUGUCUUCAACGCCCUCUCAGACAUUUGGAAGUGUCACGAUGACGGGAAGUCCAACGAUGACCAUGAGUUCGGUAUCACCUUCGAUGUCGCCUUCGUUCAGUUCACCGGCAUUUGUAUCAAUGACGUCUUCUGCUCUACCGUUUACGAGUAGUCCAGCUCCGUUGAAGUUGGUAUCUUCAUCCCCUGGAGGGUCACCGUCGGGACCUUCAGCAGCUUCACCAACUGGUGGGGUGACGUCUACUGGAGGAGUUGUGUCACCUUCUGUAAGCAAUGCUUCACCGAGUGGCUCACCAACUGGAGGUAACACUGUAACUGGGUCAGGUCAGCCGACCUUAACUGGAGGUGCAACUGUAACCCCGACUGGUCAAACCCUGCAAUCGACGCUAACUGCAGGACAGACAGGAACUAUCCCAUCUUCAGUUUCUCCAGGUAGAACGGUGCCACCGACGAUUCCUGGUACCGGGGCUCCAUUAACAACUAAAACAAAAGCUCAAACUACUGUAGGGAUGUCAACAAACGCAGGGCAAACCCAACCACCUACACCUGGACAGACUGGACAAAGUACACAAAGAGGUGCGCCAUCUACAGGACCACCAUCACCAGCUCCUAUAAAAUCUUCAACCAAACAAGCAUAUACCGCAGGCACCACAGAUGCAGGAAACAUGUCAUCUACUGGAGGACUAACAACGUCUAGAGCUAAUCAGACUGUACUGACUACUGGAGGACCGACGACAGUAAAUGGUACACAGGCCCUACCUACUGGAGAGAGUGCAAGUACUACAUUGUCUCUGUUGACAGACAUAGGAAACACUACAUUUACUGAUAGUCAAACGUCACCUGAAGCCAAUCAGACUGUACAAUUUACAACAGGAGUCUCUCAAACUGAUGGACAAUCUUCAAUCCCUCCGAUGAAACUCUCAUCGAACCAACCGUCUACUCUAGGUACCACAACGUCUCUGUCGACAAAUGGUACUGUUGGGCCAACGUCAUCUACGACAAAUCAGACUGUACCAAGUACCGUUGGACAAACGACAGCAAACGGUACAAGUACAGUAGGUACAACAAAGAUCCAGUCAACAAAUGCAGGAAAUGCAACAUCUAUCGGAAUGCAAAAUCAGACUUUACCAGAGCAAACGACAGAAAACCCACAGACCAAAGGUACCACAGAUAUUCUAACAACAAUUGCAGGACAGACUUCACCCACUGCCAAACAAACAGCAACACCCGUAGAAACUACGCAGGGAGUAAACACGACACAGGGAUUAGGAAAGACAUCACCAGCGCUAGUCCAGACUUCGGUGCAGCAGUCUUCAUCGUCUGGGAAGACAGCAUCAGGAAGACCCUCAGAAGGGGCGUCCACCCCGGAGAUGCCAACCACUACUGGCAACACAACCAACGUAUCAUCAACCUCAAAGAUAGCAUCAUCUCCACUCUCCUCGAACGCUUCAAAGACACCGUCCAAAGGCCCAGGACACCCGAUAUCCGUGAUGGCAUCCACCACUGACACAGGAACAACAAAUGACAUUGGUGAAUCUCCUGGACAUCCCGUGAACAUUCCACUAAUUGCUGGGGUUACCUGCGGGGUUUGCGGACUCGUCCUCUCUUUUGUCAUUGUCUUCCUACUGUCCAAACGGAAAAGAAUACAGAAGCGAAUGCAUCGAUACCAUUCCUACGGGUACCUGAACAGUGAGUCAAACGAAGAGAGCCCGUGGCCAACCUUCUCUAACCCGCUCUUUACAGACGCAUCAGAUACUAAGCCCUUAUACUGACAAGACAAACAGGAAAUGGCACUACAUGUAGCUUCAUCGAGCUCUAAAACAUGACCAUGUUCUGAUGUGUCCAGCAAUCUUCAAGGAGAUACAACCGAACCUCUUCUGAUCUUCCAAGGUCAAACCAAUACCACAUAUCAUCAAGAUUGACUCUACUUAAAACUACUUUGGAGAUCAACAACCCAUGAUUUUUUUAAAGCCGGAGACCAUUAAUUGCACUGCUCAUGUGUGUAUUUGGGCAUCUUAAAGUUACAGUGUGUCUUUCAGUCAAUACAUAUACUGCAUCGCACCCUUGUCAUGUUUCAAAGGUUACUGAUAAAGCUGGCACUUUUAUCAGGGAGGAACUACUUUGAAAACCUAAGAAUCCACCAUUUAAAAAAUCAAGGUUUCUUUCCAAUGUUGUCUUCAAUAUGUAAAAGUCGCAAUAUGCCUUGCAAUUAAUAAUUCAUAGUGCAUUGUGAAGACCUGAAAGUGCAUCAAUCUUAGCAAUAAAGCUUUCCGGCAAUCAUUACUUCGCACCGGAGUCAACUUUCAAACUUACGGACAAAAUGGACGCUUUAAUUAGCAAGGAAUCCCUUUGAAAACCUGAAAUUCAAUCAUUCAAAGCAAAAAGACUCUCGCUUCAACGCUUCAACUGUUCAAAGUCGCAUUGUAAAAUUUCAAAUAUAGUGAAACCUGCCUUAUUAUCAACCUCUUUAUAAGGCCACCUGUCUAUAUUAGUAAUGCAUUUUGUCUCCUUUGAGAAUGAGAAAGAAAUGAGUGUUGUAUGAUCUGUUUAGAAAGGCCACAUGUCUACUGUUUCCCUUGGGUGGCCUUGUGUACACGUUGACUGUAAUUUCUGCUUCAUAUUGCACCUGUCAUCAUCGCAGUCGAUGAUGACGUCUAACAGCACUUCUUCGAUCUUCGAAAUUUCCACGGAGAAUAUUCGCGGAAACACCAAAAGUCGACGCCCUGAAACACAAACUAGGAUUCGAGUAUUUAGUGUCACCCUCAAAAUAGCCAUACCCCGUGAAUUGGUGCGGUCACUAUUUAAGAUGUUCAGUAUAGUAUGAUUAGUUACAAUUUUAGUUUUUGCUUUAUUUUCUCUAUUCUUUCGUAAAGUAUAAGAUAGUGGUAUGCAUUAGAAUGAGAUUAUCAGAAUGUGAUUAUGAAUAAUAUCCCAGUCUCACCAACGAGACCGACGCCAGACCAACUCUAGACCGAUCAAACAAUGAUAUUGCAUCCAAUGGCAAAAAGUCAGUCGGUAUAGAGUCUGAUUGGCGGUGUGACUAUGGUAUUUUCUUUUCUUUUUCUUUUUGAUUAUUAUACUUCUACCUGAUUAUAAAUGUCACUGUGUCAAAUGAUUUUGAGGAACUUAAACUCUACAACUUAUGAUUUUUAUUAAGUUCCUUUUUUUCACAUUUUUUCGAAAUUAUCUAGUGUAAAUGCAAUACAAACUUAGGCUGCGUAGGUGUCUUUAUUGUUCAUGAAUAUCAUUUUUUUUAGUAUGCUAUGUUUUGUUUAUGUAUUGUUUUUAAAGUGAAAUAAAAUGAACUAACACUAAAACUGUAUUAACGUGCCGAGUAUAAGUUAUAUACAAGCUCUACAUUUGUACAUGAGUGUAGGCAUAAUUACCAUGCUUAUUGUUUUAAUAUUUACCAGAUGAUGUAUCUAUUUGUAGAAAUUAGAAGAACUAAAGUCAUUAGUAGAUUGUUUUACUCAACAAAUUAAUAAAAAUCUCCUUUUAAGAUAACAUCGA
Messenger RNA from Strongylocentrotus purpuratus (purple sea urchin), 3992 nucleotides. RefSeq names its product mucin-5AC-like. NCBI's taxonomy places the organism in Eukaryota, Metazoa, Echinodermata, Echinoidea, Camarodonta, Strongylocentrotidae. The transcript is spliced from 4 exons. The coding region runs from base 149 to 2254 and encodes 701 amino acids. The record is from RefSeq and is a predicted model, not a curated record.